AUGAAAUUUCGAAAAGCCUUCAAAACGUUUGAAGGAGCUUAUCAACUUGAUUUCUUCUUGAGCAAACAUGUUGAAGAUCCAAACACGAAUCAUACAUCAUCUAACUCAAGAAGAGGUGGAGAAAUCAGCUCACGUACUCGAUUUUUGUUUCAAUCAUGGUGCUUGGGAAUUGUGGAAAUUGAAGAACGUCCUCCGAUACCGAUCGGAAAAGAAUUAAAAUUAUCUGGAACUGCUCCUGUUAAUCCCAUGACUGUAUCAACAAACUCAUCUCAAAGUAACGAUCAAAAAUUGCAUUCUAACAAAACUCUACUUGUAACUUGUAGUUGCGACAAAACGGUUUAUGCUUGGUAUUUGAACCAAUCGUUGAGGUAUCAAAAAGAAGAGAAACCAUUUAUUACUCUUAACCCAAGAGGUGGUCUAACUUCAUCAUCAGCGCUUCAUUCCUUUGAAGCACCAACAAACCUGAUCAAGAGCAGUUCGAAUUUGUCAAGCAAAAAAAAGGAAGUAAUUUCCGACAGUGACAACACAGUAAUUGAAUUAUUGAUAGGAUUUAACACAUCUGAUAUUGUUCUGUACAAUAUCAAAACAAAACAGCAGUUAUAUUUCAACAAAGAUAGAAAAAUAAGCUCAUCCUCAAUUACCAAAAUGAUAUGGAUUGAUUCAAACAUUUUCUGUGUCGCUCACAAAGAUGGUACAAUCAUGUUUUAUGACAAAAAUUUAAAGAUUGAAGAACCUUUUAAUUCUCCACCUUUUGACGAAGCGCUUCCAAAACAUAAAAAGUACAAAUGUGUAGCAAAUCCAGUCGAAGAGUGCAAUCCUUUGCGAAAAAUAACAUUGGGCCAAUCCAUAAUAACAGAUGUUUCAAUAUCACCCAAUAAUUCCUAUUUAGCAACGGUGACCUCAAAUGGAAGAUGUGAGAUUAUUGACUUAAAAACGAUGAAACAAUAUGCUAGUUUUAUAUCUGAACAAUUAGGUCCAAUGUCUUUUGGAGGUUUUACAUCAUGUUGCUGGAGUCCAGAUAGCAAAGUGCUUGUCACAGGAGGCGAAGACGAUUCUCUUAAUAUUUUCGACGUUAAGAGAAAAAGUAUUGUCCUAAAAGGUGUGGGACAUACAGGCUUUGUAUCGAAAGUUAUCUUUGACCCUUACCAAUGUGAUGCCACCAAGUACAGAUUAAUUUCUGUUGGAGAUGACACAAAACUUAUGCUUUGGGACUUGGAUAAGUCCUAUUUUACUGAAGAACGAGAAAUUUCCAAUGCCAUAGACAUCAAAUCGAACAACCCAUUUAGCAGCUCAGGCAUCAAAAACAUGCCACCAGGACAGGAAUCCAUGUCCUUCUCAACCACCUCGAUGAAUCAAGAAGAGACUUCCAAUGAAAUGCUAGACAUUCCACUACUGGAACCCAUAGCAAUUCACAAGGCACAUAAUGAUCCUAUUCGUGAUGUCAAAGUAUUCACCACAGGAAUUGCAACAAUAUGCAAUCAAGGCAUCAUCAACUUUUGGGCUCGACCCGUCCUCAUUGAAGAUGAGUCAGACCUCGAAAGUCAAGACAUGACCACGCAAGAAGAGACAUCAUCCAAUCCUAUGAUCAAGUAG
Molecule: messenger RNA, 1593 nt
Organism: Naegleria lovaniensis
Lineage: Eukaryota; Heterolobosea; Eutetramitea; Acrasida; Naegleriidae
Exons: 2
Coding region: 1-1593 (530 amino acids)
Molecular function (GO): protein binding
Source: RefSeq, a predicted model, not a curated record